Messenger RNA from Hyaloscypha bicolor E, 1398 nucleotides. RefSeq lists its product as uncharacterized. Bases 1 to 1398 code for a protein of 465 amino acids. The transcript has a single exon. The record is from RefSeq and is a predicted model, not a curated record. Lineage: Eukaryota; Fungi; Ascomycota; Leotiomycetes; Helotiales; Hyaloscyphaceae.
AUGCCACCAAUUAUUACAUCACGCAAAGAUAUUUACGCAAUGGAGCAAGAUCCUCCGAUGGCAGGAAAUACAGCCAAGAAAAGGCAUCGUGAAGACGAAUCAGACUCCCCUCCCCAAACGCAACAAAAGCGUUCCCGACGGACGAUCGAGUCGUCGGACGAGGAAGACCCCGAGGAAGACUCUGAUGAGGAACCUUCUUCCGAUGAGGAAACCUCCUCCGGCGAGGGCUAUCGGAAGUCCAAGCCCAAGCCCAAGCCCAAGCCGAAAAAGAGAGGCCGCAAGGCAAAGCCUCAGAAGUCGACGAAGCCGAAGCUGAAUCCGAAACCGAGGCCAAAUCUGAAGCGGAACCAAAAGGGAAAGCAAUCGACCGCGGUUCCAGUUGAAAGAUCUUCCUCAGAGUCCUGGUGGUCCAGCUCUGGGGAAGAAAACGACAACCAAGAAGAGCUCGAUAUACCCGAUCAAAAGUCCAAUUUCCAGCCAGACAUCCAAUACAAUGAAUACUGGACGGAGGGAAAAGAGAGGAGGCUUCGCAAAGAUUGGUCACCAGAUGACGACUUUAUCAUCGAAAAGUCGUAUGCGGAUGAGAUUUCACUCUGGAGGAAAACUACAAUCAUCUUCAAGUGUGCUCCACAGGACCUCGUCGAAGCGGACGUAGGGGUGCAACCAGGCGGUCUCAUCACCAACAAGCAGACGGGGACCAAAUGGCGCAAAAACCCAAAUUGGAGUCAGAAGUUUUGCAUCGCCAUGUCAACAAUUAUCUGCCUGCCAUUUUGGAAGGGGAAACCCGAAUUCUUUCGAUACGUCCUGCGUAAGGCACUCCAUCUUCGGGUGGGUACUGGAGAUGAGAAGCGACGGGCGCCACCACUGCCCUCCGAUGAUAACAUAUACGUCAACGCCAUGCUCGACAGAAUUCAGGAGCAAGUCGUGGAGGCAGGAAUUGUUGGAGAAGACAAUUUGCACCACUUGAGAACCAUCAUUCAGAAUGAGAUAGAACGGAGAAUGACCCCAGAGCACUGGAACUUCCAUAAAUAUCUCAAGGUGGUGAAAACGGGGGAAAGAGUCACAGACAAUGACGAUUCAUGCAAGCUCCAGCUCUGCGAUUUGGACAACAUCCAGAGCGCCUGGAAUUUGUAUACAAAAACCGAGAAGCUUCAACUUCCUACAAUGGAGCAAUAUCGGGACAAUUUCAAUACAUCGAAUCCAAAUAGGGGAUUCGUUUCUCUUGGCAACACUCAAGCCAGACAAGACAAUUUCAAGUCUUGGGAAAAGGAAUGGAUGCUCAAGGUUCGUCGUGAUUCUCAGAUUCAAGAGAAUGUGAGAUUGCACGAAAAUCGAAGGCAGGCCUCUGAGGAGCAGCAGGUUGAUGAUGAGAUGCAAUUCGACGGUGGCGCCAAGUAG